Messenger RNA from Lotus japonicus, 2475 nucleotides. Its product is annotated as protein ABSCISIC ACID-INSENSITIVE 5-like. The transcript is spliced from 8 exons. The record is from RefSeq and is a predicted model, not a curated record. Gene Ontology annotation, molecular function: DNA-binding transcription factor activity. Gene Ontology annotation, cellular component: nucleus. Lineage: Eukaryota; Viridiplantae; Streptophyta; Magnoliopsida; Fabales; Fabaceae. Bases 816 to 2126 code for a protein of 436 amino acids. Gene Ontology annotation, biological process: positive regulation of DNA-templated transcription.
CCUUUCCUUUUUCUCAUUCGGAAACGAUUGCGCAUCCAAGUGGAAUCCUCUAAAGAAAAACAUUUCUCAGUUGGUGCGACUGCUUCUUACAGGACUCCUUCCCACGACACAAAUACGAGGUCGGAUUCCAAUGUCUCCUUCACCAAACUCUAUGUCGUCGUUGACGCCAACAUUGACCUCCCUCCUCAUUAUACUCACAUUCUUUCAAUUGUUUGAUUAUAAGAGAAAUUCAUUUAAAGGGAUUUUCUUCCCUGAUUGGUUAGGUUACUGGAUCAGGUAUAUAUCCAAGUUUCAGAGGGCUUUUGGUUGCUGUUAUAGACACUGUGUGUAAGUGUUGUCACUGCUACUCUCAAGAAAAAACGCUCUUCUUCAUAUGAAGUCUCAAAUUAGUCUCUAAAAAUUGUUGUCUGAGGUACAAAAGGAAAUUGUAGCUUCAUUAGUAACUAGCAUUUGAGCUGAACAGAGAGAUUUCAGGUUAAAAAUUGGUGCACCACCAGACAACUAUAUUGUUACUACUAUGGGUUUGCGAAUGAAGUGUGGUUAGGAUGUUGUAUGCUCCCACUGAGAGUCUUGUUCCGCUUCUUGUGUCAGAUAAGAGUUGUUGUGCUAUACAGGUUUCUAGUGCUUAUAGUUGGAUAAUAUCUGAAGUUCUUGUGCAUGACAGAAGCAAAUUGACUAUGUUGUCUCGAAGCAGCCCUCUAUUUUCACGCAUUGAAGUCGUGUACCUGCUAUUCUCGGAUUCCUCCCACGAAAAAGACAGAAGAAAGAAAUCAAAUAAAAAUUAAAAAAAUGAAACUAUUGUAACCAAUUUGUGUAUGGUUUGUCAUCUCGAAAAUCUUAGGCAGGACAAAGUAAAAGAGAAAAUGGUGGUGACGGGUUCCGAGAUGAACUCCCAAGGAGGUGACGGGGUGUCGAAUCAGCAAGAAGCAAACAAGAACCAUUCAUCAUUCUCAUCGCUGGGAAGACAAUCGUCCUCAAUCUACUCCCUCACGCUCGAUGAAUUCCAGCACACACUCUGCGAACCGGGCAGGAAUUUCGGCUCUAUGAACAUGGACGAGUUCAUCAACAGCAUUUGGAGCGCAGAAGAAAACCAAGCCACCAACAACAACAACCCUAACCAAAACAACAACAACAUCAACAACAACAACAACUUGUCUCUGAGCGAAACCUCGACGGAGAAAUUAGGCUUCAUAAGGAAGCAGCCAAGCCUCCCUCGACAUGGUUCUUUAACAAUCCCUGCACCUCUUUGUAGGAAAACAGUGGAUGAGGUUUGGUCUGAGAUUCACAAAGGGCAGCAAUCUCAGCAGCAGAACAACAACAACAACAACGGUCAGAAUACCGAGUCUGUCCCUCGCCAACCUACUUUUGGAGAGAUGACUCUGGAGGAUUUUCUAGUCAAGGCCGGGGUAGUUCGGGAACAAGGUGCAAAUUCAAAUGCAAUGCCUCUCCAGGUUCCUUCUUCACAACACCAGUUGCUGCAGCAGCAGUUUGGAAUGUACCCAAAUGUGGGGCCCUCAUUUAGGCCCACGAUGGCGAUUGGUGCUGGCGGUUGGGGAGGGAAUGCAAUUGCGGUCGCGGUUGCGCCACCUUAUCCAGUUGUGGCUCACAGUGGCAGUGGUGGUGCAAUUGUGGAGAGUAAAAGAGAUGGUGGGUAUUCGGUGCCAGGGGUUGGUUAUGGAGGGCAGGUGAUGAAUGGAGGUGGUGGAGGGUAUGGGGGUAAUAUGGGAAUUGGCGCGCCGGUGAGCCCAGUUUCGCCAGACGGGAUGGGUGGAGGUGAGAACAGUGGUGGUCAAUUUGGGAUGGAGAUGGGUGUGUUGAGGGGACGAAAAAGGGGUUUGGAUGGUCCUGUGGAGAAGGUGGUGGAGAGGAGGCAGAGGAGGAUGAUCAAGAACAGAGAAUCAGCAGCCAGAUCAAGAGCAAGAAAACAGGCAUACACAAUUGAAUUGGAAGCAGAAUUGAAUCAAUUAAAAGAAGAGAAUGCACAGCUGAAACUAGCUCUGGCCGAGCUUGAGAGGAGAAGAAAGCAACAGUAUUUAGAGGAAACGAAUGGGAUGGUUCAAACCAACGCUCAGAAGACCAAGAAGAAACUAAGUUCAUUGAGAAGGACUCUAAGUUGCCCUUUUUGAGAAAAUUAUUAUCUGCAUCUGCAACCAGUGAAGUUCUUGAAUUCUAGUACACAUAGGAAUUGGCUGUUGAGUAUCUUCAUGAGUGUCUUACAUGAAGGAGAUUCCAUGAAACCAAAGCAAGAAUGGAGGAACCAGACAACGAGAAAACUCAAGACUAGUGCAGAAACCAGCUUGAUGGAGAGGUGUGAAAUUUAUUUUGAGUAAGUUCUUGAUUAAUCAAGGAUAAAUUAGCUCUUUACAAAUGAUAAGUAGUUAUUUAUUGUGUAAAAAAGAUAAUUGUGUUAGUUAUUUAUGACAUUGACAAUGAUGUAACUACCUUAUUAAUAAUGCUCAUUGUUUUCACUAACAA